AGACUUUGCUUUUCCCUGUUUUGGAAGUCUUCUCCUUUAACAACAAACCCAGAGAAUUUCUGAGGGAAAUUUGCAAGAAAAAAGAAUAUGGGAAACAAUACUGGAUUAUUUGAUCUGGAAAAGCACUUUUCUUUUUAUGGUGCAUACCAUAGCAACCCAAUAAAUAUAGCAAUCCACAUGUUAUUUGUUUGGCCAAUUUUCUUCACUGCAAUCCUCCUCCUCGACUUCACUCCUCCUCUGUUUAAUCUCACUCAGAUUAAUUUCUCUCUGUUUGGGAUCCAAGUUCCGUUGGUUUUCAACUUUGGGUUCUUGUUAGCUUUGAUCUACGUUGUGGUUUACGUGUGUUUGGAUUUCAAAGCUGGAACCUUGGCAGCCUUCCUUUGUGGGGUUUGUUGGAUUGUUAGCAACUUUCUCGCAACUCGGCUUGGCUUUUCUCUUGCUUGGAAGGUUGUUCUUGCGGUUCAAGUUUGCUGCUGGAUUGGACAGUUCAUUGGCCAUGGAGUCUUUGAGAAACGAGCUCCGGCUUUAUUGGAUAACCUUGUUCAAGCCUUUGUAAUGGCUCCCUUCUUUGUGCUGUUUGAGGCUCUUCAAACCUUGUUCGGGUACGAACCCUACCCGGGGUUUCAUGCAAGUGUUCAAGCAAAGAUCGAAACCGAAAUCGAUGAAUGGAAAGAGAAGAAGCAGAAGUUGCUUCAUUAGAUUCUGCAUCCAUUGGCAUUAGCUUGCAGGUGAGUUCUAUGAGCGGAAAACUCAAAACAAAAUCGUAUCAUACACAUUCUGAAACAGACCGUUACAGCAGUUUUAAUUAAUAAUGCAUUUGUUGUCAAAAGGAGUAAUCUCGUAUUGUCAUUAUGAACAGAGUUUAGAAGCAUUCACUUGUUAGGAAUCCGAGUUGAUUGCUUGCGAAAUUCAAAGUAAUGAUAUAUUAUCAUUUGGA
This is a messenger RNA of Hibiscus syriacus, 937 nucleotides long. Its product is annotated as 2-hydroxy-palmitic acid dioxygenase mpo1-like. Lineage: Eukaryota; Viridiplantae; Streptophyta; Magnoliopsida; Malvales; Malvaceae. The record is from RefSeq and is a predicted model, not a curated record. Bases 88 to 699 code for a protein of 203 amino acids. The transcript has 4 exons. Gene Ontology annotation, biological process: sphingoid catabolic process. Gene Ontology annotation, cellular component: endoplasmic reticulum.